Molecule: messenger RNA, 1890 nt
Organism: Solanum verrucosum
Lineage: Eukaryota; Viridiplantae; Streptophyta; Magnoliopsida; Solanales; Solanaceae
Product: ABC transporter G family member 9-like
Exons: 4
Coding region: 1-1890 (629 amino acids)
Cellular component (GO): membrane
Molecular function (GO): ATP binding; ATP hydrolysis activity; ABC-type transporter activity
Source: RefSeq, a predicted model, not a curated record
AUGGAACAAGAGAUGGAGAAUAUAGAGAGUCCUCUACACAUUGAUCAUUCUAAAAGUGAAGUUAUCUUUGACAACACUAAUCGUCCUAUCACUCUUAAGUUUGAGAAUGUUGCUUACAAGAUUAAGCUUGAAAAAGAAGGGUGUCUGAAGAAUUCAUCAAAAUCAGAGGAAGAGAAAAUAAUCUUGAAGGAUGUCUCGGGGAUCGUGUCUCCGGGUGAAAUGCUGGCGAUAUUAGGCCCUUCAGGAUGUGGAAAAACAACUCUGCUAACAGGACUCGGAGGCAGGCUCGUUAAGGGCCAUCUAGAUGGCGUUAUAACGUACAAUAAUAACCCCUUUUCUAGCUCCAUGAAGCGUAGUAUUGGUUUUGUUACUCAAGAUGAUGUUCUUUAUCCUCACCUUACAGUGUACGAAACGCUUGUGUUCACUGCCCUCCUCCGUUUGCCUAAAACUUAUUCAGUUGAGGAAAAAACCGCGCAUUGUGAUGCAAUUAUACCUCAACUUGGAUUAACAAAGUGCAAGGAUAGCAUCAUUGGAGAUUCGCUUUUGAGAGGGAUAUCCGGUGGGGAGAGGAAAAGAGUAAGUAUUGGGCAAGAAAUGCUUAUCAAUCCGAGUUUAUUGCUCUUGGAUGAACCAACAUCUGGGCUUGAUUCUACUACUGCUUUAAGGAUUGUGUCUACGUUAAAAGAUUUAGCAAACGGUGGCAGAACGGUUGCAAUGACAAUACAUCAGCCUUCUAGUAGGCUAUUUUACAUGUUCGACAAAGUGUUACUGUUAUCCGAAGGAAAUCCCCUGUAUUUUGGCAGAGGUAAAGAUGCAAUGGGAUAUUUUUCAGGCAUCGGAUUUCCCCCGUUAGUUGCUAUGAAUCCAUCGGACUUCUUAUUGGAUCUAUCAAGUGGUAUACUAUCCGAUGAUCCUCGUGUAUUAUCUGAUGCUCCUAGAGAAGAUCCAGCAUCAAUCAAACAAGCUUUGGUAUCUGCUUUCAAAACCAAUCUAGCGGAGAACUUGACUGAACAGUUGCAAGAAUCUAUUGAUCACCAGGCAACUGAAAAAUUACCUGAAAAGAAAUUCAGUCAAUGGUCGAAUACAUGGUGGCAGCAAUUCUCAGUGUUACUGAGAAGAGGGAUGAAAGAACGAAAACACGAGUCCUUAUCUACCCUCAAGGUUGGAGAAGUCUUGGUGAUGUCUUUCUUCAGUGGAUUGUUAUGGUGGAAAUCUAACAACAUUCAAGAUCAGACAGGCCUUCUGUUCUUCUACACAAGUUUCUGGGAGUUUUAUUCUGUGUUCCAAGGUAUUUUUACCUUUCCACAAGAAAGGAUGAUGUUGGAGAAAGAAAGAUCAUCUGGCAUGUAUAGGCUCUCCGCGUACUUUAUGGCUAUGACUGUAGGUGAUCUUCCGAUGGAGCUAGUCCUUCCGACUAUUUCCACUGUUAUAACAUACUGGAUGGCUGGUCUAAAACCAUCCGCGGGGAGGUUCAUCUCUACUUUAUUCAGCCUCCUCUACAAUGUAUUAGUCUCCCAAAGCCUUGGACUUGCUAUUGGUGCAAUGGUCAUGGACGAAAAGUCAGCUACUGUACUCGCUUUAGUCAUCUUGAUAUCGUUUACCUUAGCUGGAGGGUUCUAUGUUCAGCAUGUCCCGAGGUUCAUUGCCUGGAUAAAGCACGUAUCAAUAACUCAGUACGCGUACAAGCUCUUGUUGGGGUCUCAAUAUAGUCCGGGGGAAACGUAUUCAUGUGGCCUAAACGCGACGUGUCUAGUUGAAGAUUCUCCUUCCAUAAAAACUAUAGGGCUUGGAGGUGAAGGCAUCUCAAUUGUUGCAUUGGCUGUUAUGCUUUUUGGUUUUAGGUUCUUGGCUUAUGUUGCUCUUAUGAGGAUUGGUGUGACAAAGAAAUAG